This is a messenger RNA of Brenthis ino (lesser marbled fritillary), 498 nucleotides long. NCBI's taxonomy places the organism in Eukaryota, Metazoa, Arthropoda, Insecta, Lepidoptera, Nymphalidae. The record is from the annotation of a GenBank genome assembly.
AUGGCUUCGAGUGUUGAUGAAACUUUGCCGGCAGGAUGGGAAGCUAGAAAAAGCAGAAGUACUGGUUUGACCUACUAUCUGAACACUCAUACCAAGAAAUCUCAAUGGGAUAAGCCCAAAUCUCCGGCUCCGCUUGUGGAUGAAGAUGACGAGGAAGCUGCUCCAAGCCAGGUUCAAUGCAGCCACCUUUUGGUGAAGCACGCUGGCAGCCGUCGCCCGUCGUCUUGGCGCGAGGAGAACAUUACUCGCUCUAAGGAAGAGGCAAUGGAGCUGCUAAAAGAAUAUCGCAGGAAAAUCGUGGACAAGGAGGCUACGUUUGGAGAGUUGGCCAAGGAAUUCUCUGAUUGCUCUUCAGCCAAGCGUGAUGGGGAUUUGGGCCGCUUCAAAAAGGGCCAAAUGCAACGUCCUUUCGAGGAUGCGGCAUUUGUUCUAAAAAUUGGCCAAUUGAGCCAGAUUGUCGAUACUGACUCUGGUCUCCAUAUUAUUCUUCGAACAGCU